Messenger RNA from Salvelinus namaycush (lake trout), 2184 nucleotides. RefSeq names its product regulator of G-protein signaling 4-like. The transcript is spliced from 5 exons. Bases 274 to 879 code for a protein of 201 amino acids. Lineage: Eukaryota; Metazoa; Chordata; Actinopteri; Salmoniformes; Salmonidae. The record is from RefSeq and is a predicted model, not a curated record.
CACUUCUGUGCUCUUCUCCCUGCUCAUAUCAUUUCUCCUCUUUGAGAAAAUUAAGAGAGCAUACUUAGCCCAGUGAGGGCUGUGAUUGGCUCUUCGUCAGCGUUUAAGCACUGUAGCUGUAUAAAACCCCAACUGUGGGAGGAGGCUUCACUAAGACAGAGCGUACUGCUGACUUACUGAGUGGACUACCAGUCAUAAUAUUACAACCUUUUCCUCUGCGCUCAAAACCACUGCAAAUCAUUCUCCUUGAUUUUGAUUUAGCAAAGAGGCAACAUGUGUAAGGGAUUAGCAACACUGCCUGCAACCUGUAUGAAAAGUGCCAAAGACAUCAAGCACAAGAUUGGAUUUCUGCUCCAUAAGCCUGAGUUUCCACCAGACAAGGAACAGAUAAAAGAGAAGACCAACAUUGCCAAGAGAGUUUCACCUGCUGAUGUGGAAAAAUGGAAACUGUCCUUCAACAACCUGAUGAAUAGUGAAGCUGGCCGUACGGUGUUCACUACCUUCCUGAAGGCAGAGUUCAGCCAGGAGAACAUGGAGUUCUGGAAAGCUUGUGAGAAAUACAAAAUGUCAGCCCCCAAAAAUAUGGCAGGUAAAGCCAAACAGAUCUAUGACCAGUACGUCGCGGCAGACGCUCUUAACGAGGUGAACUUGGACUCAGCAACGCGAGAGGAGACCAGACAGAACCUGUCGAAUGCCGGCCCAUUCUGUUUCGACAAUGCCCAGCAGAAAAUCUUCACUUUGAUGGAGAAAGACUCAUACAGAAGGUUCCUCUAUUCCAAACUGAUCCAGGAUCUGUCCCCGUUGCCCACCACCACCCAACUCAGUGCUCUGGAGAAAAGGGGAGGGAUGAGAGGCUGUUCUGAGAACGGUGGUGCAUAGACAGAGAUGGAGAGAGAGAAACAUUGACAAUUAAAGCACUCUGUCAUAAUCUGUGAGGGAAAGAGUAGGUAGUCUUGAAGAGAAAACAUUGUUAUGAGUGGGUGGAUUUAGAUUUUUUCUGUCCGUUGUUCAAGAUAACUAUUUGAACACGUAUCACAAAUUGCUUAUCUUUCAGACUAGGGUAUGCUUGGAGAGGGAGAGAAGAAAACGAUCAGAGAUGUGAUUUUCAGGACGAAAUAUCAUCCUCUUUCUCCUGAUUUUCAUUUUGUGAGGGUCUACUUUCUUUCCAUUUAAUAUCUUCCUGAGCUCUAACAAGAGUCAAAUGAUUCAAACAGGCAUUUAGGUAUUUCACUCUGGUCAGCUCCCUGUAUCCCCUCUGUCUGGCUUUCAUCAAGGGUUCAACGCUAAGUCAUGCAUGUUUGCCAAUAAUGCUUUCCGACUUGAAAAUGCUCUUCCUCAAACUGAGUGUUAAAUUAGAUAAUAGUUUAUGAAUGGAGAUAACUAUGUCUGGAUUGGUGUUAAAAGCUCCUUUCACCUGACUGAUGUUUUUGUUUUUCUAUCAUUACUUUACCUUAGGCUAGUUUGUGCACUGCUGAGGUGUAGCUCACUUGCCCUCUGUUAACCUGCCGAUGAAGUCAUGACCAGGUGAUGUUUUGUUUCACAACACAGGGAAAAACAAUGAGGAACUACCUCUCUAUCCAUCCCUAUCCCACUUUCUGGGUGACCUGAACAUUGACUGGUUAGCAACUAGCUGUCUUCUCAAGAGGAAGCUUGUGACUAAAAAAAGAUAAAUUACAUAAAACACAAUGGAAAAAUACUUUGGAUGACCUUAAAUGAUGUUGUGGGCAGAAAACCUCUCGAUAUUGCCAGUCAUUUCAAUUACUAUUUCACUAGUAAAGUGGAAAAACUCUUAAGUGAAAUGACAACAAUUAACAGUGAAACAUCAUAUUUUUGUAUGAAAGAUCUAAUAAUGAAAGAGAAGGAUUGCUGUUUUGAAUGGUCAAUUUAGUGUGGGAGAGGUGGAAAAACUAUGGUUAUCAAUCAGUAAUCAAAAAACCACUGGGUAUAGACAACCUUGAUGGGAAACUAUUGAGAAUGGUAGCAGACUGUAUUGCCACUGCUAUUUGCUACAGUUUCUUCAGAAAAUAUUCACACCCUUUGACAUUUUCCACAUUUUGUGGUGUUAUAGACUGAAUUUUAAAUGGAUAACAUUUAGAUUUUUGUCAGUGACCUACACACAAUACACCAUAAUGUCAAAGUGGAAUUGUGCUUUUCAACAAAAAAAUCUAAUUAAUUCAAAAUAAA